AUGGUGCAACGCCACUCGCCGUCGGACUGCCUGCGGCCGCCGCUCUCGGACGCGCUGCCGACGCGCUGCCAGCAGCUCAAAAAGGGCUACGGCGAGUGCAAGCGCGGCAUGGUCGACAUGCGCAAGCGCUUCCGCGGCAACAAGCCCGUCGGCGUCAUGUCCAGCGCCGAGCUCGACCUGCCCGACACCGGCUCCGGCGGCAAGGCGGGCGGCGAGAAGAAGGGCGGCCAGCUCUACGCCGGCAAGCCGCUGUACGACGUCUUGAAGGGCACGGACGGGGACGAGGAUAGGAAGGGUGGCGGCGACGAGAAAUAA
Molecule: messenger RNA, 315 nt
Organism: Diplodia corticola
Lineage: Eukaryota; Fungi; Ascomycota; Dothideomycetes; Botryosphaeriales; Botryosphaeriaceae
Product: cytochrome c oxidase assembly protein
Exons: 1
Coding region: 1-315 (104 amino acids)
Biological process (GO): mitochondrial respiratory chain complex IV assembly
Cellular component (GO): mitochondrion
Source: RefSeq, a predicted model, not a curated record